Messenger RNA from Argentina anserina (silverweed cinquefoil), 1956 nucleotides. RefSeq names its product probable serine/threonine-protein kinase At1g54610. Lineage: Eukaryota; Viridiplantae; Streptophyta; Magnoliopsida; Rosales; Rosaceae. Gene Ontology annotation, molecular function: ATP binding; RNA polymerase II CTD heptapeptide repeat kinase activity. Bases 108 to 1805 code for a protein of 565 amino acids. Gene Ontology annotation, cellular component: cyclin-dependent protein kinase holoenzyme complex; nucleus. The transcript is spliced from 7 exons. Gene Ontology annotation, biological process: positive regulation of transcription elongation by RNA polymerase II; protein phosphorylation. The record is from RefSeq and is a predicted model, not a curated record.
CAGUGUCUCAUCCUCCAAACCCAGCCGGCCAUGGACGGCCCAAUAUCCCUUACUUAUUCCCCCUCUUUUCCUCCUCCCUCUGCCUCUGCCUCGCUCUCUUCUCCAUUAUGCUUCGCCACCUUUCUCGCUCUUCCUCCUCUUCUAAACCCAAACCCAGAAUGGGCUGCGUGCAAGCCAAGCCCGACACGAACGGCGCCGGCUCUGCCAGGCCGGUGGGGCUCGAGAGGCUCAAGAUGGAUAAUGGGUAUGAACCCCAGAGAAGACCCGACAAUGGGAGCGGUGGAGAGGAGUCGGAUUCUUUGAAUGGGAGUGAGGUGGCGGAGAGGGAUAGCGGGCGUGCUAGUGCUAGUGGUGGUCGUAGGAUUUCGGGUGAUGAGGACGAGUUGGUGGAUGGCUGGCCCAAGUGGCUGACUGAUAAUAUUUCCAAAGACGUUUUGAAGGGCUUGGUUCCCAAGAGUGCUGACUCUUAUGAUAAGCUCGACAAGGUGGGUGAAGGAACCUACAGCAAUGUUUACAAGGCUCGAGACAGGGACACUGGUAAAAUUGUUGCCCUGAAAAAGGUCCGCUUUGAUACAUCAGAACCUGAGAGUGUUAAGUUUAUGGCACGAGAGAUUAUGCUAUUACGGAAAUUGGACCAUCCCAAUGUACUUAAGCUUGAAGGAUUGGCCACUUCAAGAAUGCAAUAUAGCAUUUAUCUUGUCUUUGAUUUCAUGCACUCAGAUCUGGCAAAAGUUAUUUCCAAGGCUGAUGGGCUUACUGAACCACAGGUCAAGUGCUAUAUGCAUCAACUGCUUUCAGGUCUGCAGCACUGCCAUGAUCGUGGUAUUCUGCAUCGAGACAUUAAAGGAUCAAACUUAUUGAUAGAUAAAAAUGGAGUUCUAAAAAUUGGUGAUUUUGGGCUCGCCAAUUAUUAUGCUCCAAAGCCUAAGCAUCCUCUCACCAACCGAGUUGUAACACUUUGGUACAGAGCUCCCGAGCUACUUUUAGGUGCUACAGAUUAUGGAGUUGGAAUUGAUCUUUGGAGUGCUGGAUGUGUCUUUGCUGAAAUGUUUACAGGGAGGCCACUUAUGCCUGGAAGAACAGAAGUUGAGCAACUUCAUAGGAUUUUCAAGCUGUGUGGCACACCAUCUGAGGAAUACUGGAAAAAACUGAAGCUUUCUACAACAUUUCGACCUCCGCGUUCAUACAAACCCAGUCUUCAAGAAGCUUUUAAGGAUUUACCUUCAUCUGCCCUGGGUUUGUUGGGCACUCUUCUUGCAUUAGAUCCUGCCUAUCGAGGCAGCGCAGGUCUAGGUCUUAAAAAUGAAUUCUUUUCUACAAGCCCCUUGGCAUGUGACCUUUCUGGUCUACCUGUAGUCUAUAAUGAGGAAGAAGAAUUAAAACUAGCUAAUGAGCAGAGAAAGUUCAGGAAUUCUAAAGUAAAACAACGGUCUAGAAAACAACGUGAGCACCGCAGACAAGAUGUUGCAUCUUUCACACAGGAAGAGGAGAAAACUGCCGAGCCAAAUGUUGAAAAUGAGGAGCCUGGCAGUGCAACUAGUAGUACGUCCUCUGGUGUAAAUCAGACUAGCCGGAAAGAAAGCCCGAUCUUCUCUCUUUCCCCAGUUAAAUCUGCUGACCGGAAAUUGUCCCCUAAGAAUGGCAAGAUCCUACCUCCUAUACCUAAGUCAAAAGCACGCAUAGCCAAUUAUAAUGACGACAGUGACUUGUACAGGUCGAAUUUGAUUAACAGGUCUCUAUCGACCAGAGAAUUUAGAAAAUCAACUCAAAGGGAGAAAUUAGAACUAUAUGCCAUUGAUGAUUGAUUAGGCCACUCAAGAGACUGCGCAGACUUGCAUAUCUUCUGUCGUUUCCAUUUGAUUUACCUUGAGGUUCUUGUUCUAUACUUUUUUGCCCAGCUGAGUAUUGACCAAUAUGGAAAACAAAUGGAACAAGAUGUAUAAUAAAUUUGGUAUU